CAUCAUACUUGUUACCGGGAUUAUAUUUUGAGUUCUCACGCUACUUCCGUUCUUCUAUUUUAUAAAAUUAGUUGCGGAUACUUAAAUUUCAAGGUUAUCACAUUACAAUUGUCAGAAGUACUUUGUUUUCUCCGAAUGUCCUUUUCGAAUUGUAAGUUAAAUCCCUCAACAGUAAUAUAUAUGUAUAAUGUGUGUGUGUGUGUGUGUGUUAAAAUACUGCAGGAUAUCAAAUACGUCGAUAAAUAAUAACUUUCGCAAAACUUCUGUCAAUAAAACACAGAAUAUCUCAAUAUUUAAUUUGUAAUAAUUUAAAAAGAAAUUUUACCUCUAAUGUAAUUUAUAAAUAAUUAUUGUAUACAUUAUUUCUCAGCACAACUGAGUAGUGAGCCAUAUUUGUCGACCUCGUUAAUUUUCUUGAAUUUUCUUUUCUCUCUGUCUCUCUCUCUCUCUCUUUUCUUUUCGUUUCCUACAUUCUCUUUUGUUCUUUAAAUAUACUUCAUGUAACUUCUAUUUGAAGAAUGCUCCAUCCAAGUCUGAAUCUCGCAGAUUUUUUUCUCUGUAUACAUGCAAGGGAGUAUAAGAGCACGCAACUCAAAAAAGUGCCGGGUCUACUGUUUGUCGUCGACAGUAUUCCGUUUGCUGAAUCCAUUUGUCUUUAUUAGCUGUAUUUACAUCUGAAAGAUGUUGUACGAAACGCACGAACGGAAUUUUCCGUUUGAACGGUCGUUGCUAGGUGAUUUACAGCAGAAACCUGAUGGAAAGUUUUCUCGUCUCGCAGGAUCGAUCGUUUCGCAAUUCCAAUCAACAUCUCCUGCGAUUAUCGCUUAUCAUCCGCUCGGAUGAUUUGACGAAACGUAGACAAUUUAUGUCGCACAUGAGCUCGAGUAAUAACAGGUUUUUUUCCCUCUUUGGCUGCAUAUUCACUAUUUUUCUGCGAUCUUCUAUCUUUGUUUUUCGCAGUUUGCGAUCUUUUAUCUCUAUUUUUCGCCACAAUUUGUGCCUCGUCAAUUCGAAUUCCGCCUCAAAGUCAUCUCCGAGAAAAGCGCAGAUUUUUACGAGUAACAUCCAAGCAAUUACACGCUCUAAAAAUAUUAAUAUAAGUUUCAUUUAAUUAAGUGAAAUGCGCGAAAUUUCGAAACAUUCUAAAGGUUUUUUUUUUUUUUUUUUUAUUGAUAAACUCAUUAUUAUCUCUUUCAGGAGGACACACGGACAGGGAUGGCAUGAGGGAGGGCUCCGGCAACGUUGCCGACGUGUUAGCAGUGGGCGGGGGUGGUGCUGUGCUGGUGCUCAGCGAGCUUGAAAGCAUGGCGGCCAGGCAACAGCGGGAAAUCGCUCAGCAAAGGCGCCUCCUGGAGCAGAAAGAGGCCCGCUUAGCCGUGCUUCGAGGCGCACAGGAGCCAGCACAGCAGGACAGACUCGCCAGAUUGAGGCACAAGCUGGACCAGCAACAAAGCAAACUGAAUCGACUGCGAUUACUCAGAUCGCAGACGGACCAGUCGCGUGUCAACAAUGCGACGUUGACCUCUGAUCUGGACUGCAUAAGAGCUCUGUUCAACGAGAAGGAAAAAGAGCUCUCGGUGGCUGUGGCGAAGGUUGAAGAGCUGACGCGGCAGCUGGAGGAACUCAGGGGUCGUCAGAAUGCCCCCGCCGGUGGUGGAAGUGCCGGCAGCAUCGGGGGCGGCCUCACGGGUGCCGCCGGCAAUGGGCACUUGGUCACCCCAGCCAGCGCCGAACUGGAGAAACUCAGGAGGGAGCUUAUGUAUCGCAACAAGAUGAACGAACAGCAAAACCAAAUGGUGUCCCAGCAACGGCAGGCUCUGGCGCAACGACAGGCCGAGAUGGCGUCGAUAGACGCGCGGAUAGCUCAACUCCAAAGUCGUCUUCAGCGCAAGAGAGCGUUGAAUCAACGAUUGACGCAAGUGGGUCCUAACGGUAACAGUAGUGUUAACAAUACAGGAUUCCCAGAUACAAAACUCGACGGUUUUAAUAACGGCGGCAAGCUAAGGCCGGCCGGCAAUAUCGCCGCGAUCGAGCCGUAUUCGCACAUACCGAAUGACAACGAUUUCAAUCUGAACAAAAACGACCCCAAGUACCAGACACUGCCGUACAACACCAAGUUCACAAUGAACUUCAAGGCUAUAGAAGACGAUGGGAACAAAAAUAAAAUCCAACACUCGGCGAGCGCCUCCCAAUUGGGACAGCGGUCGACCUUUCAGCAAUACGGACACCAAAUUGUUCACAGCCAGUCGCAAUCGCACAUUCAAGGGCAAUCACAAUUAUUAGGAAGCAAUCAACAGCAGCAGCAGCAGCAGCACAAUCAAAAUCUUGGCAACCAGCCCACGACAAUCCAGUCGAGUUGCAACUACAAUAAUAAUAAUAAUAACAAUAACAAUAAUAGCAACAAUCUCAUCUGUAACAAUACUGCGCAUAGCUUCAGUCCGGACAAUCUAUCGCAAGGACUUCGUCUUCAUCAACAUCAACCACAAUCGCAGGCACAACAGCAGCAGCAACAGCAACAGCAGCAUCAGAAUGGCAAUCUUCAGCAGAAGCAACAUAAUGUGACCGGUAUUAACAGUACAUCAACGACAUCGAAUCUCGUUGGUGUUACCGUUCCGUCGAUCGCGCAAACCGCGCAGAACCAACAUCGAAAUCUGCAACAGACCGUAAGUGGCCAUCAAAAACCAGUGUCGAGUGUGGCGCCUAGUUUUUCUGUCAAAUCACAGAUCUAUCAGACCUCUUCGACCAAGAUUCAUCCGGUUAUGCCGCAGACAUUGAGCCUGUUGGGUCGUGGUCAUAAUAAUAACACGGCGCAAAACUACAUUGGCAACAAUCAACAGCAAACGGCGUCGAGCACGCAGCUGCAAUCAGGCGUUGGGAAUCAAGAGACGAGUUAUAGACAUCCUAGUUAUCCUGUCGCUCAACAGCAACAGCAACAGCAACAAUAUCCGAAUCAGACAACGAGCAUUCACACUUCUUCUCCGGCAGCUGUCUAUCAGAUCCAGAGUUCGUCGAAUCUCGUUGGCCUUCAUAAUGCCGCGACCACUGCGAACUUUGGCAAUUCUUCCCAGAAGUAUAACCAGUCGUCGCAGGUGUUGAAUUCUAAUGAUCUUGCACAGAACCAGGAUCAAAUAUUGAAUAAUCAGAAAGCCAAGUUUGAACCGAGUAAGAGUCAAGACAAAUUCGAACACGUGUUACCGUCCAACAAACAUGAACAGCAGCAACAGCAGCAGCAGCAAACUAGAUACGAUCAGAAUCUCACGAGCAAAUACGAGAUUCAACAACAGAGCAGCAAACACGAAUUAACCGGAAAUCAAACGAAACUCGACCAGCAUCUACACAAUGUCAAGUACGAACCUGGUUGCCAGAAUCUGCCACAAUACGCCAAACAUGAACAACAACAGCACGAGGGAAGAUUGUCAACUAAAUACGAUCACAAUCCAUCAUUCAAGCACGAUCCUUCGGGUGCUAAUCAGUACAAAACGGAGUAUAAGACAGAGCCGAAUAAGUACGAGAGUAGUGGUCAGAACAAAUUCGAGAUGAUAUCAGCUAAAUACGAACAAAAUUCCACGACGAAACACGCGGUUGAGCAUGUGGGCACUAAGUUCGAUAUCUCCACGAAACCACCGGACAGGCCAUUUGAAUUUGAUAGACCGACGACGAAGAGCAGCGAUGGCGAAAGGAAGAAUUUCAACGAGUCACGAAUAGAAGAUAAAACAAAGCCGGCAUUGCCACCAAAACCGAGCAAACCAAAUCCGCCACCAAGACUGACUCAUCAUGAGAAGAUUGACGUAUCCUCGUCCGAAGGGAUCAACGAGUGUAAGAUGACGAAUGCAAAUCUCAAUUCAAGAUCAGAUAAGGACGAAGACAUACCGCCGAUCCCUACAUCGGAACCGCCCGAAUCUCCCACGGAGACGCAAUUAGCGAGUCAUCAGAUUAUUAAAGCUCGACCGCUGACGUUGAAGAAAGUACCGAUAUCAGAACAACCAAAGCUGAGAUACGCCAAAUCCAAUGUUCACGUAUCGAUAAAUCGACGCAUUGAGAUGCCCCCAGCCUUCCUGUUCCCGGAGAUGGAAAUCCCGGCGGAUCUCAUGCAGACCGAGCAACAGCAGCAACAUCAACAGCAAAUCAUCGAUACUACGGACAAUUGCAAGAACGUUACCACCUUAAUCGGCGACGAUAUCGGCGACGGCGAGAGGCUGGAGGAAGCGGAUAUUAUCGACGCUCUGAAUGUCAUCAAUGUAGAGGACAAGCCGACGAAGAUGAAGACUGAUUCGGAAUUGACCGGUGGGACAGGCGGCGAAAUGGAAGUGGACGGAGACAAAAUGUCAGAAGUGAUGAGGAGGAAAAAGGGAAAUCUCAAAUCAUCAAAUACGGGGGGUGGAAGUGGCAAGGUCAAUCUGUCCAGGCGAGUAUCGUUCGACCCGUUGGCACUGCUGCUCGACGCUAGUCUCGAGGGAGAACUCGAACUCGUGAAGAAGACUGCGAAAGAGGUCGCCAAUCCAAGCUCCGCCAAUGACGAAGGCAUUACUGCUCUGCAUAAUGCCAUAUGCGCCGGUCACCUUGAAAUCGUCAAAUUCCUUGUAGAGUUCGGUUGCGAUGUCAACGCCCAGGACAGCGACGGAUGGACGCCGUUACACUGCGCUGCUAGUUGCAAUAAUCUAUCCAUGGUGAGAUUCUUGGUCGAACACGGCGCUUGCAUUUUCGCAACCACCCUUUCAGAUCAUGAAACUGCUGCGGAAAAAUGCGAAGAAGAUGAGGAAGGAUUCGACGGAUGUUCGGAAUACUUGUAUAGUGUUCAGGAAAAAUUGGGAAUCAUGAAUAACGGUCAAGUAUACGCGGUUUUCGAUUACGAAGCGCAACACGCUGACGAACUCUCGCUGAAGAACGGCGACUCUGUAGUCGUACUUCGGAAGGGGGAUGAUAAUGAACGGGAAUGGUGGUGGAGCAAACUUGGGCAUAAAGAAGGUUACAUACCACGAAAUUUAUUAGGGUUAUAUCCCAGAGUGCAGCCAGUGAAAGCGGUUGAUUAAAGCAGUCGCAGGAUAUUCGAUGAUUACUACAGUAUUCGAUUUGCAGCUUUAUCUUGUUAAUUGUUAUAACAUGAUACAUAGGCAUAUUAAUAGCGUUAUUUAAUAGCAUCUCAUUGCCAUCCGAGCGGAUACGGAUAUCGCGAAGCGGGAAUUUACCCGAUUUUUUUUUAACAGUGUAGUAACCUUUUAAUUACAAUGUUAUGUCAUUCUUUUUUUGUAGUUUGUAAAAUGAGAUUGCGUUAUUUUGGAUUUUGAUCGGCGGUCGCUACGAUUUGCCAUAAAUCCGCGAGCUGAAAUAAUCGUAUAGAUACACGUCACUCGUAAUUAUCGACGAUGCAUAAAAUAUAGCAAUGCAUUUACCAAUGAUUUUCUCUUUUCACAUUUUAUGUAGGAUGGAUGUUUUACAAUGGAUUGCACACAAUUAUAUUGGCCGGAUGUUUAUCCGAUUUUAUUGCAUUUGUCACAAUUUAUAGCUGCAUAUAUAUAUAUAUAUAUAUAUAUAUUCUCAACUUAACUUUCUGUUCGAAAGUUUAGUUAAGAAUUAGUGAAAUAUCUUAUGCCUUUUAUUUACACACUCGUAAGUAAUUACAUCAUUUAUAUGUGUUUAACACAUUAUUCAGAUAUUAUGAUUUAAUUUUUUCGAAAAGGGGGAUUUUAUACUUUUAUUUUAUACAAGCUAUUCUGAAAUUGGCAAAAAUGCAUAGCACGUUUUUAACGUUUUUAACCUUGUGAAAUUCCGAUGAUUGUUAUUAUAUAUAAAAAUAAGGGUUUCGUGCCCUCUAGUAAAUUAAGUUUUAGAUACACGAACAAAUAAUGAAACUCGUUGUUUAAUGUAAAAUGUAUUUUAUUUUCUUUUUGUAUUUGUACAAAAUUUUAAUUUAAGACUUAGUUAUUAAAAAAUUGAGUUUUAAUAAAUCGUGGAAAAGUAAUCUCGCGCUUUAUUAAGAAUGUUUAUCUCGAAAUUUCACAAGUGCUGUAUGUUCAUCUUUUAUCGAUUUCAGAUCAUCUUGUAGAUUUAUGUGCAAGCAUCGAUUUUACGAGUUUUAUCGUCUUAAUUUGCUUCACCUAAAUGUUCGAGUUUAGAUGAGGUCAGAUUAUAUGUUGUUACAUUGUUUUUGCCCAAAAUAUUUUGGUAUAUAUUGAGCUCCUUCGGAUUUUGUUUUCGAUCUCCGACUUUUCAAAGCUGUUCCUAAACGACGCGUAAUGUAAUCUUGCCGAUAAGGACGAGGAACGAUAUGAGAUAGCGUUUCAAACGACGAUGUGCAAUCAUAUAAGAAAAAAAAAA
Messenger RNA from Pogonomyrmex barbatus (red harvester ant), 6315 nucleotides. Its product is annotated as Ankyrin-repeat, SH3-domain, and Proline-rich-region containing Protein. Gene Ontology annotation, molecular function: p53 binding. The record is from RefSeq and is a predicted model, not a curated record. Gene Ontology annotation, cellular component: nucleus. Gene Ontology annotation, biological process: regulation of apoptotic process. NCBI's taxonomy places the organism in Eukaryota, Metazoa, Arthropoda, Insecta, Hymenoptera, Formicidae.